GGCUGGAACGCGCAGAUUCGCUUCCAUACAAAUUAUUUAGCCACAUGCAUGCUAUGUUGAAUUCAAAAGACUUAUCACGAUGUUGAACAUUUUUAAGCUUUUUAAGUUAACCCUGAUGAUAAUCAUAUUAUCCUUACAAGAAUCUUCUGGGGCGAAAAGGAAAACCGACACAUCACCGUGUGGAUACCGCAUAAUUAAGAGACUAGAAAACUGCUGCGCUUUUCCUGAACUCAUUGCCAAUGACGUGUUCGUCUCCUGCCAUGAGGAGUUAAAAAUCAAUGAGCAACCUCAACAAGGAGGACUGGAAAUUUCUACUGAGCAAUCAGGAAAACGCCUUAAAAAAUACUCUGCAUCUGCAAAGAAGCGCGGUACGCGAGACGCUACAUACAAAGUCGGUUGGGGUGGUGGAAGGUCAUUGGGAACCUACAGGGGCGGCAGAAAGAGCCAAGGGCAAGCCAUGUGCAUUUACGAUUGCGUUCUUCGAAAUCAGUCCUUGAUUCAAAGUGAUGGUGAAAUCGACACCACCAAAAUGGAAAAGAGUUUCACUGAUUCCGCGCCGUCGGAAUGGAAGCAAAUAAUCAAAGAUGCUUUCAGUGAGUGCUCUGGAUUAUACAGAAAAGUGAAGCAGUCUUCUUUGCCUGCGCCAAAAACUUCCUCUUCUGGCAGAACGUGUCGCUUUGGACCUGCUUUGUACAUGUCUUGCCUCAGACGUUAUUUUACUUUGAACUGCCCCCAAUCCUCAAUAUUAUCGAUAGAUAAUACUUGCAAAGAAAAGAUCGAUUUGCUCAAAACUUGUGACCCCUUUAAAGUGCGAGGCAGCGCUGGACGUGCUGGGAAAUAUUGGGGCGCAGCCGAGGUUGACGAAGAGAAGGCACCAGAAUCGGCGCAAUUAAACGUGGCACCAAAAAACGUGGCCUCUUUUUCUAAAGGAAAACGCCGCCGCGGGCGAUAUAACUAAAACUUUGUAGUUGUGAAAUAUUUACGCUAUAAUAAUUAUAAAAUAUGCAAAUAAAUACAAAAUA
This is a messenger RNA of Neocloeon triangulifer, 1022 nucleotides long. RefSeq lists its product as uncharacterized. Lineage: Eukaryota; Metazoa; Arthropoda; Insecta; Ephemeroptera; Baetidae. The coding region runs from base 80 to 958 and encodes 292 amino acids. Gene Ontology annotation, molecular function: odorant binding. The record is from RefSeq and is a predicted model, not a curated record. The transcript is spliced from 9 exons.